Trachemys scripta elegans is the source of this 1523-nucleotide messenger RNA. RefSeq names its product E3 ubiquitin-protein ligase TRIM39-like. The record is from RefSeq and is a predicted model, not a curated record. NCBI's taxonomy places the organism in Eukaryota, Metazoa, Chordata, Testudines, Emydidae. Gene Ontology annotation, molecular function: protein binding. The annotation marks the transcript as partial. The transcript has a single exon.
CCAGCCUCUGCCCCCAGCCCUGACUCUGUGACUCUCUCCCCAGUGGACGUGACUCUGGAUCCAGACACGGCUCAUCCCAGACUCAUCCUGUCUGAGGAUCAGAAACAUGUGAGAUUCGGAGACACAUGGCAGGAUCUGCCCAACAAUCCUGAGAGAUUUGAUCUUUGUCCCUGUGUCCUGGGUGUUGAGCGGUUCACGGGUGGGAGGAGUUACUGGGAGGUGGAGGUGGGAGACAAGACUGAGUGGGACCUGGGGGUUUGUAGGGAAUCUGCGAACAGAAAGGGGAAGGUCACACUCACACCUGAGGAUGGAUACUGGAUCGUGUGGCUGAGGGAUGAGGGGUACAAGGCCAGCACAGCCCCCCCAACCCCCCUCCCCGUGAGCGUCAGGCCCAGCCGGGUGGGGAUUUUCCUGGACUAUCAGGCAGGUGAGGUCUCAUUUUACAAUGUGACUGACAGGUCCCAUCUCUUCACUUUCACUGACACCUUCUCUGGGACGCUCCGCCCUUAUUUCAAUCCUCGUGUCAGUGAUAGGGGUACAAACGCAGCUCCCCUGAUAAUCUGCCCGGUCCCAGCUCAGGCCGGGGGGAAUCUCUGUCCCUGACAGUGACCCCGUGGCACAGUCUGUCCCCUCCCAGCGCUGCCGCUCUUCCCCUCCGCCCCCCGUGGUAGGGCCAGUUACUGCAGCAACUGGACUUUUUGUGCUGACCGGACGCUGCCAGUUUCCCUUUUUAACUUCUCUAAAUAAUGUCAUUUGUAUCUCAACUGUGGAAUUUCAAGAAAUCCAAAAUAUUUAUCUUAACAAAAUAAACUAUUAAAUUGUCAGACUGGGGUGUUCAGUUACAAUGUACAUGUGUCAUACACAUCACAACUACACACAUGUGCAGCUUCUCUCUCUCUCCCUCCCCCCCCCCUUAUUGUCUUGACUGGUUCUCCCUGGAAGGCCUAGCACAUGCACCCACCUCCUGCACUACAUCUUUGAAAAUUAAUAGGUGAAAAAAUGAUAGAAUUAAUUAAGCAAUAUAUUUAACUUAACUCACACAAUAUUAUAUAAUAGUCUUUGAACUUCACAUUAAUUCAUGUGAUUAUUAACUUUCUAGCUACAUAUAAUUGGUAAUCACGAUAUGACCCUUCCUUUCUUUUUCUCACAUCAAUUAACAAAACAUGGUCCCCAACCUCAAACAGCAUCUUCCUAUAGAUAGAAAUCUCUUCUACAAUUUCCAUUUUUUUAGUUUAUUUUUCUUUAGAAAUAUUAUUUGCAGGCAAUGGACUGUCAGUGUCCACUGUUGAUUUCAGUGUACUGCCGGGCUCUUCAUGGUCUUGGUUAUAGGGACACCACAAAUGCAGUUUGAUAAAGAAAUUGAGAAGGGGUUGUAUUCCUUUACUGAAUCAUCACAAAUUAACUUAAUUGUAUUAUAGACACUGGCACUUAGUGACACAUAACAUGAAAAUUGAUGAAGCUUUAUUGGGAAACCUUUCUUCUCGGCCAUAAAUAAGUCAAAAAGGUGAUUUUUUUGUUGUCAU